AACAGCACUGUGGACAGGUACAAAGGGCAUGAUGUCAGCAAUGCCAGUUGUAACUCUUGAACUGAAUGCAAAUUAGUGUGAGGGUAUACUUAGAAGCCACUUACAACUCAGGAAAUGGAAUUGACCCUUAAACAGCUGUCAUUAUCAGUGGAAGUCAAAUGUAGGGAUGUUCCUUGCAUUCCAUUUUUGCUCAUAUAGGGAUUAGAGUUUGCAAUCCUUAGGGGACUAAUACUGUACCAUUUUUUCAGAUAUAGUCAUUCAUCAUACCAUAGAGAUAGUUUAGUACUGCAGUUGGAAUAACAUUUAAAACUGAUUGAUAUACAGUAGAUCAGGACUGCUAUUUUACACACCAGAUUGAGGAGUUUUUUAAUUUUACUAUUAGUUCUAAUAAGGAAUGCAAUACUGUAAAGAGAAACACAUACUACCUGAUGUGAAAAUUGCUUUGUACAAUUUAGAUAUAAAGGUACAGUACAGUUAUUUGAAGCAUCAAAAGUGUGCAGUAUUGACAAAUUUUGGAAAUGUAAUAAAUGUUAAGUGGUGUUUGACAGUGAGUGUGACUUCAAGAAACAUUUAACAUAUAAUAGAAGAGGCAACAUGAAUGAAUCAUAUAAUUUUGAGUGUUCUGUCUGUGGUCAGGAGUUUAAAGAAGAUCUUUUGAAGAAUCAUUUACUCUACCACAUAAAAGAAAGAGCCAAGCCCAGCACUGAUGAGGAAGAGAAUUCUAAGGAACAGAAUCGGAUCCUUGUUAAAAAGUGUGAAUCUUUUGAUGACAAGCUAUUUGAGUGUUUGACAUGUGGUGCUAAAUUUAAACAUAGAGGGUAUUUUAAAAAGCACUUGAUCCAACACACACAGAAAUUAGAAGACAAGAGUGAAAAGAUAAGUCAGUCACAAGAGGAAUUAUGUGAGGUUCCCAAACCAAAUAAAAUGAGAAAGUACACUUGUUCUGCUUGCUUUAAGACUUUCAGCUCCUUGGACAAAUUAAGGCGCCAUACAUUAAUUCAUACUGGCCAAAAUUAUUUUACGUGUGACUUGUGUGGCAAAGCAUUUAGCAGGAAAGAUUACCUUAAUUGCCAUAUGACUUUCUGUUUGCAAAAAAACAUCAAAUUUGUACAGUGUUCUGUGUGUUCUCAAGAAUUUGAAAGCGAAUUCCAACUUUGUAAUCAUAUGUCUCUACAUCCUCAAGAAAUGAAUCCUGGGCCUGGCUCUAAGCAAGAAAAGGAGGUGAAAAUAUUGGCCCACAAGAAGGAUAAGCCCUCAGGGACUUUGGAGUGUUGUGACAAAGGUGGGAAUCAAAGUCUUUUAAACUACCAAAAUAGGAAAUGCCAAGAAAGUGAUAAUGACAACCUGGAAAGUGAAAGAGAUUUAAUUAUGACUCGAAUACCUGCUCUGCCAGUGGGUAAACCAAACGGGGGAAUAACUAAACAAGAAACAUCUUCAAGUACUCCUCUUUCUCCUCACAAAACUGCAACACAGUCGAAGCGAAAGUUUGAAGAGUGCUUUGUCUGUGGUCGUGUUUAUAAGCACCGAGGCCAUUUAUAUCUUCAUUUGAGAACACACUUCAACGAAAAUAAAGAUGACAAUACCUGUGAAUAUAAGGAUGAUGAUUCACUUGCCACAUGUUCUCCGAAAGAAAAACUCAGGACACGUGUGAACCAUAAAGUCUCCAGGAAAACUCGUAGGCGUCUUAUGCUGAACGAAUAUAGAUACCGUUGUCAAGAGUGCCCAAAACAGUUUAAGUUUCCAGGUGGACUGAGGAGGCACUUGAUCACCCACAGCACACAGAGACCCUUCAAGUGUGAUGACUGUGGAAAAACAUGCAAGAGGGAAGACAAUUUACGGAUUCACAUGAUUAAAUGUUAUAAAAGGAGUGGAAAGUCUUUCUCAUAUUAUAGACGUAAAGUAGAUGGCUUCCGAUACCUACCAGUAUUGUUAAAGUGCCGUGUUUGUGACAAGAAAUUCAGAAGUAGGAAAUAUUAUAAUGAACAUAUUGCUCUACACUCGGAAGAAAAUUCUGAUGAGAACCUCGGAGAAACUAAAAUCAAAGUUGGAAUAGAUGAAUGUGACCAACUGGCAGUACUUCCUAAACAUGAAGUAUCUAAUUUUGAGGAUGAUACGGAAGCUAAGCCCACUGAUACUUCAAGUGUAAAGGAAACAGUCCUAUUCUCAAACGAUAGAAAAUCAAGCAACAUCACUUGUAACCCUGUGGAACAAUUGGAUGCUUGCACUAAUCAAGGUUCUCAGAAAACAUUAAUCUUAAAAAAAGGUAAUAAUGAAUCUGACAUACCAAUGCACGAUAGGAAAAAAUCCUUGAAGAGCAAUGACUGUGAAAAAAAACCAGACAGAAACUGGCAACAGAAUCAUCCUCAAGCCACAUCAAGUGUUACACCACCCAAUGCUUGUGCGUUUUGCGACAAGACAUUCAUACGUAAAGGUAAUCUUGAACGUCAUAGACACACCCACCACCCAGAGAAGUUACCAGAGAGUUCAGAAUGUGACAAACAUUUUAAAGUCAAAAGACAGAAGGGAAAACAUGUUCCUCAAAACACACAUGUAGACAAUGAUUUACAGCAAAAUGUGAAAAGCCGUACAAGCAAGAGGAUAGCAUUAUCUGUACCUCUAAAACCUAUAAGUAAUUCAAAGGAAAAGGAAGUGAAUGGCCCAAGAAUGAAUACUUCAAGAAGAUCUUCAGACAGUAAAGGUAUUGAGAUACAAAAUUUUGUCACUUCAUCAGAUGCAGCUCCAUCAUCUAGCAACUAUAGGAGAAUCCAUGCUUGUCAUGAGUGUGACAAAGUGUUUAGGACAAAGGCUAUUGCUAUACAACAUAUGGUUACUCACACAAGAGAAAAAUCCAUGUGUUGUUCAAGAGAAAAAUCCAUGUGUUGUUCUGAGUGUGGAAAACGUUUAAAAAACAAACUUUCUCUGGAGCAACACAUGGCUCUUCAUGCAGGUUACAAAUGGAAGAUUUGUGUUAGAUGUAAGAAGGCAUUUUUGUCAAAGCCCACCAAUAAACCGGCGUGUUCCAAGUGUGAAAUUAAAUUGCAGUUUAAAGGAAAACAGGUCAGAGGUACAAGAAAGAAACAGCUUAAGAAAAAUUUUUGUAGCAAGCCUCGGACAGUACUUCUUGGAGAAGAGAAACCCAGCAAACUGAAAACUGUGGGUGAGAAGGCCGAUGAGGAGAAAGUGACUCCUCGAAGAGGUUGGGAAUUUGAGGGCUUUGAUAAUUGUAAUAAAAUUUUGUGUGAUAGUAGCCAAAUCUUUCCCUGUAAAAAUGAAAGUAAUGAUUUAGAAAAACAAAAUGUGAAUCAAACAGAUUUAAAGAUUAAGGAUGAGUCAGGUGACAUAAGAGUAGAGAUUUGCUUGGAUUGUUCAAAUGAUGACAUGGACGACCUUCAACCAAAUCAUCCUGAGAACAUUUUGAACAGUUCUGACUCCAAAGAAUCUCUUUCAGAAAAUAAUAAAGAACUCAGAUUAGUUUCUCAUUCCACUGAUAAACGUCUGAUGCCUAUUAACUCUUUCCCGAUGACACGUAACAGAGUGAUCUCGCCAUCACAAAACUCAAGAAAUUUAAAUACUGAUACAGUUCAAACACCAUCACCAACGAUGAACAAUUGGAAAUUUAACUGUAAAUCUUCACAAGUAGCAGUCAACAUAGAUUCUUGUAGUCCUCCACUAGUGGAAGACACUGAUGAAGCAAGAUUGUCAAAAGUGACGAGUAAUGAAGAUACUUGUGUUCAAGCAUCACCACCGAGCAGUAGUCAGGCACAUUGUAAACCAUCCCUAGAGAAAAAAGUAGAGACUGGUUGCUCAUACUCUUCUGAGGUGAACAGUAUGGAGGGUUAUCUUCAGUCCCCACCAGAGAUGCAAAAACAGGUCUUUCCUCAAAAUACACCUUGUACAAUUAAAGAGAACAAAUGUCAAAAAUACCUAUCAAAAGUCUAUGGGAAGAUUUCCCCUAAACUCAUGCCAGUUAUGAGCAACAAAACAAUUUAUCCAAGAUGUUCCCCAGAGAUAAAUAUUGUCAACUUAUAUCCAACAAUAUUACCCAAGACAGACCCUGUCAAGAUUUGCCCACAAUCCUCAACAGAAACUAACUUUACAAAUACCAGAACUUGUAUUUACCUAAAAUUCAUACCAAAGACAUCUGAUGUUAAAGUUAACUCUGAAUCCUUGACAGACAAGAUUAGUGAGAAUAUUGGUUCAAAGUCAUCAUCAGAGAUGCCCAGUGUAAAGACAGGUUCAAAUUUUACACGAGAAAAGAUGCAUGUAAAGUCUUAUCCACCUAUCUUACCAAAGAUAAGCAAUUUGAAAACGCCAGAAGGAUCAUCAGCUGGGAUGUCAACAAGUUUUAAUCCAGAAUUUAUUAAUUUAGAGACGUUUGAAAAACCUGAGCCUGAAAUGAAAAAUGUGAAGUUCUUUUUUUAUCGAACAAAAUCCCAGACAAGGUGUAGUGAUCCCAAAACAUCUAGUGAAUUUGUAAAAGCUCAUACUAAUUCUUCAGUGGCAUUGACCACUUCUACGUCUUCCUCACCGUCAGAAUACACAAUGAAUGUUCUGUCGAAGCCCUUGGUAUCAGCACACACUUCAGAAAUAAUUAAAUAUGUAUCACCAAGCCCCACAAAGAUAUCUGUUAAGUCUUCUUCAGCCAGCACCACACAUGCUAAUUCCAUACCACAAGCCAGUUUUGCAUCAACCAUAGUUAACACUUCUCCAAUACCCACCAGUAUAAAUAUUUUUCCUCUCAGACUCUUUUCAUCACCUAGCACUGUGAAAAGCUCUAGUAAUGUCUCUUUAGCACCCAAAAAUAAUACAGGACAUGCCAACUCUCCACAGGGAGUAAACAGUGUAAGGAGUAAUGCUAAGUGCUCUCCAACUGUUUUAAGUACUACAGACACUAAAGGUAUUAGCAGCUCCUGUAGCACUACAAAGACUUAUUCAAACCCCUCAUUAGUAAUUUGUUUAAAGAGGAUAGAUGGUAACUCCUCAACAGAAAACAUGAAGAGAAUGUGCUAUUUUCGAUCUUUGGCAGCAGACAAGGAAAUGUUUUGUGAUGAGCCACCAUUACAAGCAGCAAACUCACUUGGUAACUCAAUUUCUGAUAAUACUGAUCCCAUGAAGGCACAAGAUAGAGGAAAUGUAAGAGUGUGUUAUGAUGCCGAGGAGGAAUAUGACCGAGCAUUACUAGAAUUGGGAAGACCAAUCAUGACGGAACCUUUCAGAAAACAACUAAUUUGAAAGGAAACGCCCAGGCACACGAGGAAAUAGAAUGAUUAUCAAAGUUUUUUGUUCCUAAUGUGAAUUUGCAAGAAAUGUUUCAGUUUACCUACGGAAUAAAUCUUUUGGUGUUUCUACAAUAUACAUAAUCAUCAUUAGCUAUCUUCUGUGUUUAUUAAUCAAUGACAUUACUGCAGAGGAUGGCAGAAUAUUAUUUACUGACAAGAUAUGGACACUCCUGUUAAGUUCACAUAAUACUGUUGUGUUGUUAUUAUACCAUGUAGUCUGUAAACAGUUUUGUCUUGUUUUGUUUUGGUAUAAAUUCCUUUGUUUCCUUUAAUUCAUUGAUUUUAUACUCUCAUCUACUUAUGGUUUUCAGACUUGUUUCCAUUGGGGUGUACAGUACUGAGUGAAAGUUUUAAUUGGCACAGAAUUGAGAGAAAUAUUUGUAAUGUCUUUUCGGCACAACACGCUCAAUUUGUUUGGUGGCAGGAGUGGACGAGGUUGGAGCCAAGCUGUAGGCGGACAGUAAUUAAUCAUUCUGUCCAAAAAUGCUUUAGAUUCACGAACCUGAAACUCGGGGUUCAGGGUGUGAAGUGUCAGGACUUUUGUGGGUGACUAUAUUACAUUAUGAAAUGCAAGAAGAUAUCAUGAUCCUGACAUAAUUGUUUUGGUGUUAAAAAGAAUUAACCUUUCCUUUUGAUUCAUUGAUUUAUGCUUUUCCUAAUCAUAUUUUAGUACAGUUAACCCUCUAUCCAAUUCAUGUAAUAGCUACAGUACUUUUACCUGUACUACCUAUUUUGUAAUGUAACAAUAGUGCACUGCAAGCAACCUUCUUAAGUCUUCAGACAAUACACAAUUUGGUUUCAUCAUUCUUUGAAAAAUACUGUACGGUUUACAUUCUUAUACAGUAAUUUAAGUUGCAACCAUGAAAAAAUUGGGUGAUCUAAGUAGGUUCAGAUAAAACUUUUGUUAUUAUUAUUCACUUAAAACAAUAUAAAUAGUAUUAAGAAAUUAUAGAGAAACAAACAGAACAACAGAAUAUGGGGAAAAAUCUUUACUUACCAUAAACAUAAAGUAGUAGUUCCUCUCUUCCAGCCAAAUAAAGGUAUACUGAGGAUGCUGCUCGUGUCCACUCACUUAGACCUAAAACAAAGCGUGGGAACACCAGACGUAUUUAAAUGUCUCGCUUGAAAAUGAGCUCGCCUGUUGACGUUGGCCACAGUUUAUGAAUUGUCGUAAUGUGAUGUACAGACCGAUACAACUCGAGAUUUUUCUAAAACUGCAUAGGAAUGUUCUGUCACUUUAGCUUUGUAGGGCUGUUUUAAACUUGAGGACUGUUUUCACUUCCACGGCUUGUGCUGGUAGACUGUUCCAUAGGUCUACCACCCUCUGUGUGAAGUAGUACAGGCAAUCCUCAGUACUAAUGUCUGCUGCCACCAACCUUAUACUUUAUUAGCGUGCAGCCACCGAUCAGUGAAACACAGGAAUUCAGACACAUUAUUGUAUCCAUUGGACCUUUAUUUAAUUGCUGAAGUUAUUUCAUAAUUACUUGUGUACUGUAUUUUAUUUUACAGUUACUGUAUUAUUAUUACUUGAAAUAUAAAUUUUUUCAUUUAUAUUUUAAUAACUGCAUUUAUUAAUGUAUUUAUUUAUUUAUACAGUAUUUAUUUUUGUUUUCACAUGUAUUUUGGUAUCAAUUAAUUAUUUAUAUCUAUUUUGCAAACACAUUUUCAGGAACACAGCAAGUUAGUAUACUGGGAACUGCCUAUACUGUACAUGCACUUCCUUAUAUUAGUCCUGUGUGAUACCUUAGUGAGCCUGAAGUUGUGUUGGUGGUGUAUGACAUCACAAAAAUUCAUUUAGGUUUAUGUCUUCCUUCCCUUUCAUGUCACUUGACCAAACACCUUAAACAAUCCAUAUACUGUAUAACACAUCCACUGGUAAACUUAAUGUGAGCAAGUUUGUCAGACAAGAUUUUCUCUCCAUAAACCAUGUUGUGGUGAAUUGGAGACUGUGCUCUAUUAGGUGUUGGAUGAUGGGUUACCUCAAAUUGUUCUCAAAGAGUUUGCAUAUACUGUACUGUAUAGUAUGUGAUGUUAGGCUGAUUGACCUAUAGUUUUCUGCUGAAUUUUUUCCUAACCUUCAUGUAUAUUGGAUGACGUUAGUUCAUUUCAAAUCCACAGGGUCUUUUCAAAAUUUGAUUAGGAUUAUUUACAUCAUUGCAAAAUACUGUAGUAUAUAAUAAUUUGUGUAUGGUAUAAUUUUUUUGUUUUGUUUUGCUCCUAUAAUAAAGUACAGUACAUCUAUAUUAUCAAUCCAUUAUUUUAAUUUUUUUCUGCUUUCCCUAUUCUGUGGGGAUGACUAUGAGAUCUUUAAUUGAAUAGGUUUAGUGUUGUCUAAGCUACAAACAAGAUCAGGUCACACGUAAUGGUCACAGGAUACUGAUCACCCUUGGAUGACACCAGCAGGAAACCAUGAGUGAUGAGCUCAGAUAUAUAGAGACAGUGAGGGAUAGUUUAUCGUAUCUGAGUACAUGAGGGCCAAGGUAUGACUGACCCUCCUCUUAUCAUACUACAAGUGGAACACCAAUGUCCCACAAGGAAGAUAGAUCUGUGUCAUUGAAUUCCAGUUAAAAAGCAAAUCAUUCAAGAAGUUUUACAGUAAAGGGGACGGUGUGAUUCAAUUUUAUUCCUUCUACACGUAUUUACAUUACAUGCUUUCAAGAUAAACUCACUCAAUUAUUGUUUCCGUGUACAAGUUUUUUACAUGGACUCAUGCCCCCCGCCUCCACCAGUUUGGGGACCAUUGAUAUUGUACAUGAUGUUGAAAUACAGUGAGCUACUCUUACACACAAUUAGAUCACCCAGGAAAAAUUCAUAAUACCAAGAACUAGAAAAAAAACUUACUUUGAUAAACACUUCAGGUCACCAAGAGAAACACAGACGUGGGCAGAUAUACUGAAAUAAAAAAUACAAAUCCAGAAGUGUUAAAACAAGAUAAAGGAACUGAAUAUGACAAGGAUAUCAAGACAAUACUAAAUUCUAUAAGUUUGAAAAAGCAACUACAGUAAUGGCUACAGCUAAUAAUGGUAGGUGGCAGGAAGUAACAUGGCUACUGCCUACUCGGGUUGCCAAUAUAGGUGCUAUAAUAACCCGUGUGUUUUUUUCUACUUCUUAAUAACUAUACCAGUAAUAUAUAAUAUGUACAAUGAAAGAAAAGUCGUGUCGUGGAAUUUGGUGAAAACAUAUGCCGAAGAGCUAAACUUUUGGUGCGCUCUGCCUUGUGGUAGGCGGUUCUCAUAAUGUUACACGAGUUAUAUUUAAUCUCUGGACAAAACAGCGACACAACUUUUGUCUUUGAUUGUACAUAGCAAAAAUGAAUCUCAGAUGCACAGUAAUGUAGAUUAAUGACAAAAUGGUAAAUUAAAGAACACAUUUUGGAUUUUUCAAUGAAAUACUGUACAGUAUGUCAUAAACUUUUAAUUAAUUUUAUACGGCAAUAUUUCACUGAGUGGUAUAUUUUAAUUUAAUCAGUUACAAAUUAUAUUUAACGAUCAUAAAAAUCCUUCACUAACAUAUUAUGCCAAGUUUUUGACACUCCUGUACUGCUGACAACUGAGCAUCUGGUCUGAAUUAGCCUACACACACUCAGUUUUGUUUAUACAGACAUCUAUUCUUGCAGCACUUGUUUUAACAGAGAGUAAACAGUCUGUGUAAUGUUCAGUUUUGUUUCAGCAGACGAGUUUGACCAUGUGUAGCAGGUUUAAUUCCUUCUUUCUGUCUAUAUAAUUUUAACAUGUUUAUUCCAAACUCAUUCUGUCUAUAAUGUAUAUCUUUUAAGGAAAUUUUACUGGGCAACAAAGAGGUGGCUUUACUAUUUACAAAACAAAACUAUUUUUAGGUCAAAAAUAAGAACUGCAAAUCCAACACAUGUGCAAUUGUGCAUAGAACAUUAAUAUGUUAGAAUGACCUCCUGGGACACCCUGUAUACUCCCAUAAGCAGGUCAUUACAAGCACUACCAAAGGAUCAAAUAUUAUACAGCUCUCAUGAAUUAUACAAUUAUUUUUAUGUACCCUCCAUUUAUGCAAGUAAAUCACUGUAGGUGCACGUGAUCUAGGUAUAUGCUGAUAACCACAAGGAAAGAAGAAAACACGAAAGCACUUGGGAACUUCGUGUUUUCUUCUUUCCUUGUGGUUAUCAGCAUGUACCCUCCAUUGCGUACCAUAAUCCCUAUCGGUACUAUAUUCUAACAGCAAAUUAGGGAAUACCAUAACAUUUAUUUUAUUAAUUAUUUAAAGUUUAUAGGCCUAUUAGAAUUUAAGUAUUACGAGAAUAAAUUUAAUACCCUGUAAUAAACUUAAUCCAAUCCUUAACACUUCAUUCAUCAGCUCUUUCCUAAAGUAAUUGUUAGUUCAUCUCAAAUAUGAUUCAGGAAAUGCAUUUGUUUGUUCUUAUCAGUCGAGGGAAUACUGCAAUGUAAAGGUAAAAUUAUAUUGCAGUCCUGGGGUUAUAGUAAUCUAAUAUGGUUAUCAUUUCUCCAAACUUUUGUAAGCUAUUUAUCCAUUGUGGAAAGCAGAGAAUCCCUCCAUGAGAAUUGAUAAUCCAUUAUCAUCCAUCACACACCCGUAGUGACUUGACUCAGGAAUUUGUGAUAAAGCUAUGUACAAUACCAUGAAACUUUACUCUAUUUCUAAAUAAAGCAUUGCUAUUGGCCAAUAUUAACAAUCUGUAUAUUUUCAUUGGAUGACAGCAGUCAAAAUGUUUAAAACCCUCACUCUUUAGAGAAGAAGCAAGGGUAUAUCAGAUAGAGCCUUAUGGUCCAAGAGUAAAAUGGCCACAGUUCUUUCUCUUUCAAUAUCACCGUCCCAAGGAGACGUUUGACUGUACAUCUUUAACUCGCUCCCUGUCUUUUUUUAAUUCUAUCAUGAUAGUGACACGUGGGAAUACCACCAAGAGAUUCAAGUUAUCUCAUUUUCAGUUUCCUGUCACUAUACAGUACUGUAUGUGAGACCUAACUUUUUUGUUUUUAUUAUUUUCAAUAUGACUAGUACCAUGACUUUGUGCAUAAUUAUACUAUACUGAAUAUGAAAGUUGGUAUUGGGAGACUUUUUUGUUGACUGGCAUUACACCACUCUCUCAACACAAUGUUCCCCGCGAGAUGAUGCAGACACCUCUGCAUUGACGAAAUAGCCAGAGGGUAUAUGAAGGUUAUCUGAUAUUACCGGAUACACUUGUUAUUCAACAACUACCCUGGCUGUCAUCAGCAUCAACAUUUAAGUCAGUGUGAGGCACCAGUGCCAGCCAAUUAGCCAUCAGCAUUUGUGUGUGUGACACGGGUAAUCCUACACAGGCAAAAGGCUUUAAGAGUUGAAGAUGGUUCGUGGACUGCGUAUCUUCUUGUGGGUGGCCACACUCAGUGCUACACUCACCCCAGUCUUCUGCGCUGUUGCAAUUGAAUACGCCAACAACCCAGAUAUGCCAGGGAACUGUCUGCUAAAGGAAAGCAGAAUCAGUGUGCCAAGUGGGACCACCUGGGAACUGCCUGACCAGUGUGUCAGGGUCUCCUGUGGUGGAAAAGGCAGCAACAUGUAUAUCCGCUACACUGGGUGUGGUCUGGUGGACGCUCAAUUUCCAUGUUCCAUAGUUCAAGACAUGUCCAAGCCCCAUCCAAAAUGCUGCCCUGAUAUAUUCUGCCCUAAAACAAAGAACUAAUUACCCCUUAAGUAAAACUUUAUCUGUAGUGUCAAAAAACCAGUGGUCAGCCUGUGUCAAAUAACCAGUGGUCAGCUUGUGUCAAAUAACCAGUGGUCAGCUUGUGUCAAAUAACCAGUGGUCAGCCUGUGUCAAAUAACCAGUGUUCAGCCUGUGUCAAAUAACCAGUGGUCAGCUUGUGUCAAAUAACCAGUGGUCAGCUUGUGUCAAAUAACCAGUGGUCAGCCUGUGUCAAAUAACCAGUGGUCAGCCUGUGUCAAAUAACCAGUGUUCAGCCUGUGUCAAAUAACCAGUGGUCAGCCUGUGUCAAAUAACCAGUGGUCAGCCUGUGUCAAAUAACCAGUGUUCAGCCUGUGUCAAAUAACCAGUGGUCAGCCUGUGUCAAAUAACCAGUGGUCAGCCUGUGUCAAAUAACCAGUGGUCAGCCUGUGUCAAAUAACCAGUCUCUAUGUUUUUACUUAAGUCACCAAUAAAGUUCAGUUAAUUUUA
Molecule: messenger RNA, 11415 nt
Organism: Homarus americanus (American lobster)
Lineage: Eukaryota; Metazoa; Arthropoda; Malacostraca; Decapoda; Nephropidae
Exons: 3
Coding region: 595-5232 (1545 amino acids)
Source: RefSeq, a predicted model, not a curated record